GCUGCAUUUCGGGAGGGGGGCGUCGUCGCCGUCAGUUCGGCUCUCCUCAUGAGCGCAAGUGGAAUAGCGAGGAUGAACUGAACUGUAAGUGAGUCGUCAAUAACUUCACACUUUGUCCAUCUCUGUGUGCGUGUGUGUGUGUGUGUUUUGUUCCGGUCGGUGUGAGCAGCAUGGCCUCGGCGGAGGACGACGCGCUGCUCUUCCUCAUCUACCAGCACCUGAAGGUGAACGGCUACCAAAAAGCUGCAAACCUGCUGAAAAAACACGUCACUCAGGUGGAGAUGCCAGAAGAAAGCUCCAACCUACAUGAUAUCUACACAGGCUGGAACAAGCUGUGCUCUCUGGCCCAGGAUGCCAAGCAGGAGACAGAGGUGGACUCCACCACUCUGAAGAAGAAGAGCAUCAAGCCGGAUCCAGGCACCAGCGAAGAAGAAGGAGCGGACGUCAAGUGCUCCAACAUGGCAGGAGCAGAAGAAGAAGACGAAGUGGACGCCAAGCCUCCAGUCGAUCGUCUCGCCGCAGAGCCUCAGACCAACGGGGCCGCGGCGGCCGGCGCACAGCCUCCGUCUCCGGGGAAAGACGGCAGGACGGCCCCUGACCAGACUGUGGAGCCCGGGGCCGAAACCAAACCAGAGACGGCAGGAGCGGACAGCGAGGGCUCCGAGUCCUCCGACAGCGAAGAAGAAAAAGAAGAAGAAGAGGAGGAGGAGGAGGAGGAGGAGACAAAGACACAAACAAAGUCGGCUCCCACCGAUCAGACUGCCGAGGCGUCCGAUGAGGCUGAAAGCUCCAGCUCCGACUCGUCCGACUCCGAGGACGACGACGCGGCUGGGAAACCCGGCCAGGCGGCUUCCGGGCCGGUCGACCCCGGCCAGGCCGCCUCUGACCGGGCCGAGGACCAACCCCAGGCCCCGGGUCCGGCUGAGGCCGCGGGGCCUCACGCUGAGGACAGCGGGGAGGAGAAAGGAGACGAGCCGGAGCAGGAGUCAGAGGCUCCCGCGGAGGCCUCUGAUGUCACGGCUGUCAAUCAAACGGAGGCCACGCCCCCCUGCAGUCAGGACAAUGAGGAGGACAGUCCAGCAGAGAAACCCAGCCAGGCCCCGCCCACUGCCUCUGACCUGACACCUCAGGAGACCAAUGACCAGCCAGCAGGACGUGAAGCCCCUCCCCUUGAAGACGCUGGUCAAGACACUGAAGGUGCUGCUGCAUCUGAAAGUGCAAAAGACGAGGAGGAGGAGGAGGAAGAGGAAGAGGAGGAGAAGGAAGAGAAAUCUAAGGCCGGCAGCAGCUCUCCGAGGACGGAGGCCGGUGACUCGGUCGUCCCGCCGAAGCCCGAGGACCAGCUGGUGACCUCAACGACCCCCGAGGAGCGGGGCGGCGCCGCCGACCCCCCCGCGGCUCACACAGCAGAGCAGACGGCUGCGGAGGAGCGAGCCGAGCCAGAGGACUCCAUCGUCCUCAACAUCGAGGUGGAAGAGAGCGGAGCGGCGGAGAGAGAAACCAGCCCGCCGCUCUCCGAGGAGGCACCUGAGACCUGCAGAACCCCCACAGGGAAGAAGAAGAAGAAGAAGAACAGGAAGGAUGUGGAGACGCCUGCUGCAGACACACCGACUGAAGACACGCCGACUGAAGCCACACCUGCUGAUACACCUCUGAGCUCCAAAAGUGCCAAGAAGAAAAAGAAAGAUAAAAAGAGGCAGAAGGAGGAAGCAGCAGCGGAGGAAGAGGAUCAGCAGGAGGAAGAGCAUCAGAAGGAGGAGGAGGAGGAGGAGGAGGAGGAAGUGUGUCAGGUCACUCUGUUAGAGAAGAAAAAAGCAAAGAAGAGGAAAAGAGAGAAAAAUGAGGCGGAGGAGAAAGAUGAGGAGACGCCUGUCCCAGUUUCGGAAAAGAAAGCCAAGAAGAGAAAGAAGAGAGGGGCAGAUGUGGCGGAGGUAGAGGAGAACGUCGCCGAGACUCCAGACAACGAGAAAACAAAGGAGGAAGAAGAAAAAGAAGAAGAAGAGGAGGAGGAGAAAACAGCGGAGCAUCCUGAGACUCCAACGGAGACAAAGCAGGAGGAGAAGAAGAAGAAGAAAAAGAAGAAAAAGGAAGGAGCACAGGAGGAGGAGGAGGCGGCUGACGGAGGAGCAGCAGAGGGCGACAGAGAGCCAGACGCGACAGAGAGUCCGGCAGCGCUCGGCUCGGCUCAGCUCCCGGCGGCCACCAAGAAACGCCGCCUGAGGAAGAAACUGAGCCUGAAGAAGAGGCUGAGUCUGCACCGGGACCGGGACAGGAGGAGGAAGAGGAGGAGCGGCGGCGGCGUCUCCUCCUCGGGCCAGACCGCCGAGACCGCCGCCGAAAACAAGAACCUCAAAGUGAAGAAAAAGAAAAAACAGAACCGAGAGGCAGAAGAGGAGGCGCCUCCACCCAAACCAGCCAAAAGACCUCUCCCCGACCCGGACCCCGCUCCCGCCACGGGGGACGACGACGCACCAAAGAAGAAGAAAAAGAAGAAGAUGAAAGUAAACUCCGAACAAGAGGAGAACUCGGCCAAAGAAAACCAGCCUCCCAAGACGAAGAAGGGGAAGAAGAAGCACAAGGGCUCGGCGGAGCAGGAAGAGGAAGCGAGCGCCGAGCCUCCUGACGUCGCCUCGCCUCCGCCUGCAAACGAAGGCAAGAAGAAGAAGAAGAAGAAGAAGAAGACGAAGGCCGGUAAAGGAGAGGAGACGGCGGAGCAGAAUGGCGAGCUGGAGACGGAAAGCUCAGCUCCCGAUGCUGUCGCUGCCAUCCAAGAGAAACCUGCGAAGAAAAAGAAGAAGAACAGAUUAAAGGAGAAGCUGGAAGAGACGAUACAGACCGAAUCUGCUCCAGACACACACACUCCACCUGUUGCUGCUAAGAAAAAGAAAUCCUCCAAGAAGAAGGUCCUCUCGUGAUUAAAUCUGGUGUGCUGUGAUCUGGCGGCAGACGUCAGCGGGGGAUCAUCGCCUCUCCGACCUGAAAGCCAUAAAGAAACAGGACCAUCUCCGCAGCGUCAGUGCCUUCUCUCCUGCUCCGUCAGCCGACGUGAGGAGACUCUCCGCCGCCGGAGGUUUCCACCGAUCAUCGUCAUUGUCUCUCCUUUUUCUUUGUUCCGCCGUGUUUUGCUCUGCUGUUGCGCCGCUCGGUUUGGGAAGACACCGCACACAGCUCACCCCUUUCAGCUGCCACUUAUCGCACAUGAAAGCCUCAUAAAUCCCAGCAGCAGAAAUCAGAGUUUUGGUGAUCGAAACAUUUCUCCGCGCCAGAAAGUCUCUUGGUGGUUAAACCUCGACGGGCAGAGCCAAAGAACAUCGCAAGAAAGUCAGAAUAUAAAUGGAAUUAUUUUUAUUAAUAUACAACAAUGGCACUUAUGGUCUUGUAAGGUCAGUGAGACUUAAAAUGGCCAAACUAAAUCAGUUAGAUUAUUGAGUUUUUAGGUUUCACAAUAUUAACUACCUCCUCUUUCACCUCUCACCUCUUGCCUUUCCCCGCCGGGCUCAAGUGUAAACUCACUUAACCAGAAAAACUGUGGUUCUUUGGCUCCGCCCACUGACGUUUAACUCAGCCAAUUAGAUCAUUUCUGCCUUUGGGCAACGCUUGUGCUGCUGGUGCGUGUGUAACUCCAAUCUGCGUCCCAUCUGAAGCCCAGACACUGUGAACGGACACUUCAAAUCCUCAUCCACGUUUGAUGCUGAGGAAAUGAAACUUUGGGGUUUCAGAGGCUCCUCUUUCCUUCCUGUUAAAGUCGCAGACAGCGACUUAAACCACAGAUGAAAAUAAUAGAAAUUACUUUGCAGGCAUUUUUAGGAAUGAUGUCACCCUCAUGUUCCUGUCCUCUGGCCGCUUUGCCAUUUGGCUGAGUGCAACAGCCCAAACCAUUUUAUAGCAAGCGAGCAGUGAGGGAACAAAAAGCUGUGAAACUCCUCAAAAAAAAAAAAAAAAUACAAGAUGAAUCCCAUGAGCGACACCGGCAGGGUUGUGUUUCAGUGAAGCUCGGAUAAAUCAGUUUUCGAUAGUUUAGCUGUUUUACCGUGUGCUUAAGCUUUAAAACUUUAUAAACUGAGCUGUUAGUUUCCUGCAGAGUAGCUGUAACUUCACCGAGUAACUUCACUUUUUAUUUCAAGAAGUUUUAAAGCUGUGAAUUUACUUCUUCUUUUUUUUCUUAGUGGUUUUUAGGGAAAAGGUUUCAGUGUUUCCACGUUGUUUACACUAUUUUUGUCGUCGUUGUUGUUUACUGAUCCCACAAACUGUUAACUAUGCACCUGAUGAAACCCUGCUGCUGAGGUCAACGUGGGAAUAUCGCUGAAUCUUUCAUCACGAGGAUCUUUGUUUCCUUUUCACCCCCCAGGAGCAAGCUAUGUUCGUAGAUACAGAAAUACAUCUUUUCUUUUUCAAGCCCUCUAUUAUCCGGGGUAAAGGUUUUUGCUGAAACACACGUGCUCUUGGUUUAUUUUUUUCCGCCCCCAUGGUACUUCAUCACACUGAGGGUGAUGCUCCCCUUUAAAUAUUCUCAUUCACGGCGAGACUCGACGAUACACAUUUCACUCCUCGUGCUGCACACUGUUGUCGUGAACGUCUCACUAAAAACUAAAAAACUAUGCAUGUGCCAAAUCAGCUCAACAUGAACUAUGCACCGCUGCGAGAGCUUUUACUCGGACCUCACGCUGCUCUCCAAACCUCAGUCUGUUUCAUCACUGAGCGUACGCCUCAGACGUUUUGCUCUUCUUUGUGAACUAAUGAAAAAUCAGUGUUGGUGAAAUAACCUGAGAUUGUUUUGGUUCGUUACAAGUAAAGCCAGUUUUGACCUCAGUUUUUGGUUGCAGAAAUGCCUUAAAAUGAGUUUCGAAUGUGCGCAGAGUCACCUGAGCUCACUGAUUUUCAACAAGCAGCACAUUCACAUCACUAACUAGUCACUGAUGCUGGCAGGUUUUACACUGGGAAAAAAGCAGGAGAAUACAAGGAUUUCUACAAAACAAAACCUCUCUAAGAUAAAA
Myripristis murdjan (pinecone soldierfish) is the source of this 4994-nucleotide messenger RNA. RefSeq names its product ABC transporter F family member 4-like. The coding region runs from base 171 to 2915 and encodes 914 amino acids. The transcript is spliced from 15 exons. Gene Ontology annotation, molecular function: protein binding. The record is from RefSeq and is a predicted model, not a curated record. Lineage: Eukaryota; Metazoa; Chordata; Actinopteri; Holocentriformes; Holocentridae.